Messenger RNA from Chiloscyllium plagiosum (whitespotted bambooshark), 640 nucleotides. RefSeq lists its product as uncharacterized. Gene Ontology annotation, cellular component: kinetochore; chromosome, centromeric region. NCBI's taxonomy places the organism in Eukaryota, Metazoa, Chordata, Chondrichthyes, Orectolobiformes, Hemiscylliidae. The record is from RefSeq and is a predicted model, not a curated record. Gene Ontology annotation, biological process: meiotic sister chromatid cohesion.
UUUAAAUCAUGAUUGCAUAACUACUUCAAAAAAAGAAAGCCAACUUGUGGAGGAAAUCUCUAGAAAUAGCUCCAAUGAAUCUGUCACAUGUCUAUCCAGACGGGAUGAUAUGGCUGUGGGUGUAACAACUGCAAAGUGCCCAAGAGUUCAAGAGAAAAAAGAAUGGGAAGUUCUAAAGGAUGUGACAAAUGUAACCCAGAACAAACUUGGUUGUCAGUCACAACUCACUAAAGAAAAUCAAGGUCUUUUCAGUUCACGAAGCAAACGUCAAACUACUACAGUGUUAACUUAUAAAGAACCAGCAAUAGGCAGAAAACUACGUCGAGGGGAUCAAUUUACAGACUCGAGCUUUCUCUGCUCACCUGUAUAUAAAAAUAAGAAAAGACAAAGACACAGUGUUCAAAAAGUACACAAAUGAAGAUAUAGGGAAAAUACAACAUCACAGAAUUUCAACUUUUGACAAAUUUCAGAUCGAGAAAUAACACUUGCACUUCCUGCAUUUUAAAAAUUUCUCUGAAAUUGUCAUGGCUAUCUAAAUGCAGCCUAAUAAAUGUAUUUCUUAUGUGUUGCCAUUACUGUUCAUGUUUAUAUCUAAUUAGUACAGGAGAGCUUUCUAGUUGUUCCAAGAAAAUAUGCAAAA